Sinocyclocheilus grahami is the source of this 2176-nucleotide messenger RNA. RefSeq names its product ATP-sensitive inward rectifier potassium channel 10-like. NCBI's taxonomy places the organism in Eukaryota, Metazoa, Chordata, Actinopteri, Cypriniformes, Cyprinidae. Gene Ontology annotation, cellular component: plasma membrane. Gene Ontology annotation, molecular function: inward rectifier potassium channel activity. The record is from RefSeq and is a predicted model, not a curated record. Bases 1253 to 2146 code for a protein of 297 amino acids. The transcript is spliced from 8 exons. Gene Ontology annotation, biological process: regulation of monoatomic ion transmembrane transport; potassium ion import across plasma membrane.
ACUGUGCGACUAAGAUAGUCAUAACAUUCCUAAAUCAUAACAUUAAAGCUUUCAGCUAAAGAAUUUCUCAUAAUUUUGAACGGGAAAAAAGUGGUAAUUUACUCAUCUCCAUGUUGUUCCAAACCUAUUUCUUUUGAGUGCAGUUCUUCUGAAAUACAUCAGUUGGCUGAAGAACAGCAAGAAUCGUUUACUGAUAAUAUUCCCCUCCAAGCUAUUGCAUUCUGAACAUUUUGUACCUUCAUUUUCCAACCCUUUGACCCUACCUCAGGUAAAAAUGGGUGAAGAUCCAUCUGACAUCCAGUCAUUCUGGUUCUACUUGACAAACCCUUGAAAUGUGGAGGUGAAAUCACAAGACUCCUGAGAUGCAACAAACAUGUUGUCCCAACGCUCUUGAUUCUGCCCAUACUGGAGAUGAAUUGUGCAGCACUGCCCUCUACUGGAUAUAUUCAUUCAUAGAUCAUUGCUGAGCUUUUCAGUAUAGGCAGAGGAUUUGGAAAGCAAAGAAAAGAAAUCCAAAUCAACCCGGUUAAAAAGUGAAUUUAAUAUGAAUUUUAAAGAAAAUAAUUCUUUAGGUGCUGAUAUUGUUUUUCAGUCAUACAAUGCAUGCACAGUUAUUAGCAAAAAUGCUGUUUAAAACAGUUUUAGAUGAACGGAUGCCAUAGCAUGUCACACUCAAGAACAUGUGUGCUUCCCACAAGCAUUAAUGCCAAGUUGUCAAAUACUCUUAAUGUCAGAAGAAGACAGAAUGCAUGACAAAAUAUCACCCACUACUAAAUAAAAGUCUUUGUUUUAAAAUUGAAGAAAAGGGACACCUACCAGUUAGAAUGGUCUCUUUAAUAACCACAGGAGGGCUCUAGAGCCAAGGGUUCCUAAGAGACCGUGCAUCUGAUUGCAGGAAUGGAAGAACAAGAUGGAGAAUCCCUUGGCUGAACCAUGAGGCCAGCUGUGAGUUACAGGAGUUAACACAGUCAGAGCACUGAUUACUCUAAUAAAACUUCUCACGCUGAUUGUCCAAAUAAAACUUCCCUCACUGGGAAGGCAUAAAACUUCACCGAGCGGCUCCCUUGGACAGAAAAUGGGCACCACUAUCCCAGACAUAGCGACUAUCCUCCGAUGUGUCCCGAAGCUGGGAAGCAGCAGUGACUGUUGUGAAUCACAAAAAGAGAGAGCUCUGCGUUCAAGUCCUCGGUAAAAGAUUUGAAUCCAGCAGCAGGUCUCAUCCUCAAAUAAGGCAUGAUGUAAGACAUCAGCUAUGACCUCAGCCACGCCCCCUUCCUCCCGUAGCCCCUCCCCACAGAAGGUCUGCCACUCCCAGACACAGACAGACGUUCUAAAGCCACUCCUAGGCGGAGGAGGCGGGGCUUCAACAGGAAACGGACCUGCGGCAUUGAGACGCCGUCGACGGGUGCUAUCUAAAGAUGGGCGGAGCAAUGUACGCAUCGAACACGUCAGCGGCCGAGGGACGCUUUACCUGCGUGACCUCUGGACGACCUUUCUGGACAUGCAGUGGCGCUACAAGCUUUUCCUGUUUUCCGCCACCUUCGCUGGCACCUGGUUUGUCUUUGGAGUGCUGUGGUACUUGGUGGCACUUGUGCAUGGAGAUUUGCUAGAGUUUGACCCUCCGUCCAACCACACACCAUGUGUGAUGCAGGUCCAAACCCUAACUGGAGCAUUCCUUUUCUCCCUGGAAUCACAAACUACGAUCGGUUAUGGCUUUCGCUGCAUCACUGAGGAAUGCCCACUUGCUAUCAUCCUGCUUAUUGUCCAGCUUGUCAUCACCAUGGUGAUGGAGAUCUUCAUCACUGGAACCUUCCUUGCCAAGGUAGCACGGCCGAAGAAACGUGGUGAGACGGUGAAGUUCAGUCAGCAUGCUGUGGUCGCCAAUCAUGAGGGCCGACCUUGUCUCAUGAUCCGUGUCGCUAACAUGCGUAAGAGCCUCCUUUUGGGCUGCCAGGUAACAGGUAAGCUUCUGCAGACGUCGCUGACUAAAGAGGGUGAGACGGUGCGUCUGGAUCAGAGAAAUGUAGCCUUCCAAGUGGACACGUCCAGUGACAGCCCCUUCCUCAUCCUGCCCCUCACUUUCUACCACGUGAUAGACGACAACAGCCCACUGCGGGCCUGGGCUGCCAAAGGUACUGAAGACUAGGAGAACUAAGAGGAUAACUGGAACAAUAAA